AUGGACCCCUUCUAUACCGAGAAAGCAUCGGGGUAUGAGUCCAUUCGGCAUGAGACCCUGUCCAUGUCGCGGUCAAUGCGAAACGUCAACCAACAUGAGCCCAGUCCGGGCGCUGAAAUCGAGGGCAAGAUGCGCAACCCCCAGCGUCGUCGAGUGCCAGUGGCUGUCAACUCCCGUGACAUGGGCAUCGACUUGAAUUGUCCAAACUGGACCUAUACACACAUGGGAACGACGAUUGUGCCUACCUCCCGAUUUGGUGCAUACACCUCGGCCACUCCAGGCAAGCCAACUACCUUUCCAGUGACUUCACCUUCAGCCCGUAUGCCCGCUUUUCAGCGCACCUCAGACUUCGACCUUGGUAGCCCGGAUGGGUCUGCUUUCCCAGACCGGCCUGCGCCAAGUGUUGAUUCGAUCCAUUACGAGGAUGGACCAUCUGCCCAUUAUAGCCAGUCGCCUGCAUAUAUGCUUCCAAACGCUCCUUCUGCAGGUCUCGUUGACUACAGCGCAACCCCAUGGAGCCCGAAGCUAUGGGGCUCUAUACUCGGCGGGAACAGAUCGACCAAUGGAGUCUAUCCUGAUUCUGAAGUGACAAACGGCUCCCUGCACCAGCCACCGUUUCCUUACAUGCUUCCAAGCCAUGGAGUUCCAUCAACCGAAGUUCCUCAAACGACACCUACGGCUAUGGCCACUGGCUCGUGUGCAGACUGUGCCGGGUCAAGCCGUACCCUUCCAACUCCAACUUCUCGCAGCCAGCAGCCUCCAGUUAGCACAGCUGGAUUGAGUCUUUUGGGCGCAGAAGGGAAUUCUCAUCUUCCUCUUGUUAUGGAUCAUAAGUCUUUCUGGGCUACUCGAUAUGGUCUGCCACCCGACCAGCGCAGUACUACUGCAGACAGUAUACCCAGUAAUAUCCUUUUCAGCCACAACCCCCCUUCACCCGUGCCAAAAUGUGAGGGUACCAGUUCCAAUCCAUCCGAACUGUUAUACACAUAUCACCCUAUGCCUACCACAACUGAAAGUGCUACCACGACACUUCCUUCUUCUGUUGUGGCUGCCCCAUCCGCGGUCUCUGGUGGGAACCCAGUUUAUCCUGUGCUGGAGUCACUGGAUGAUGCGUCUGCUGAGGAUCGUAGCACCACUACUGAGCGAAGUCUUAGCAGGAGUGCUUAUCACGAGCGGUCAACUGCAGGACAACGCAUAUCCGCCCUCACGGCCGAUUGUACAGUUGACAUUUACGGCUAUGCUGGUUCGGAGAGGACCAAAUCACGCCUGGUAGAUGGAACAGACGGCCGAUGCAGCACUGGAACACUCAUGAAUGGACUGCCGUAUACUCGAGUCCCGCACGCAGAUACAUCAAGCAGCGCUUUCUCCUUCAACAAUCUGCUCCCGGAUGCUCUGCCCGAGUACCACCGCUCAGUAGUCACGAACGUGCACCGGCCCCCAGUCUCGUUGGGUAACAACGGAGCAUACUAG
Penicillium macrosclerotiorum is the source of this 1470-nucleotide messenger RNA. RefSeq lists its product as uncharacterized. NCBI's taxonomy places the organism in Eukaryota, Fungi, Ascomycota, Eurotiomycetes, Eurotiales, Aspergillaceae. The transcript is spliced from 2 exons. The coding region runs from base 1 to 1470 and encodes 489 amino acids. The record is from RefSeq and is a predicted model, not a curated record.